Messenger RNA from Myxocyprinus asiaticus (Chinese sucker), 2049 nucleotides. Its product is annotated as transmembrane protease serine 2-like. Gene Ontology annotation, biological process: proteolysis. Gene Ontology annotation, molecular function: protein binding; serine-type endopeptidase activity. The record is from RefSeq and is a predicted model, not a curated record. NCBI's taxonomy places the organism in Eukaryota, Metazoa, Chordata, Actinopteri, Cypriniformes, Catostomidae. The transcript has 15 exons. Gene Ontology annotation, cellular component: membrane. The coding region runs from base 119 to 1768 and encodes 549 amino acids.
ACAGAGAGGCAGACACUCCGUUAACACUCAAAUAGGAGAAGAGUUCUGUGAGUCUACAGAACUUCAGGUGUUUCUUGGACUGAGUUUUACAAACCUAACAAGACACAAAGGGCAGAAGAUGAAUAACAAUACGAUCUAUGACAAUGUUGCUCAUGUGAACUAUGCGUUCCAACACAAGGAAGAGCAGCCUCCAUAUGCACCUUCAUCUGGGAUGUACCCUGCUUUACCCCUGUACCCUGGUCAACAAAACCCUUCGCCUCUAUACUUGAAUAACUCUCCCUCAUAUCCAUCAGACAGAUACUCACCUGCUCAGAGCCUACAUCAGUAUACACCUCAAACAGCACCUGUAAAUACCCACUCCACUACCACACCUGGAUUACACCAUGCCGUUCACAAAGUUCCCAGGAAAAGAAUAUGGCCGUAUGUCGUGGGCACUGUCAUCACCCUCCUGAUCAUUGCUGCGGUUAUAGCUGCAUUGUUUUGGUAUUUCGGUGUGUUCGAUUGUCAAGGGCGGCGCUGCACAGCAGAUAGCCUAUGCAUCAGCCACUCUCAGUGGUGUAACGGUGUUCCAGACUGUCCAUCAAGAGAAGAUGAAGCUCAUUGCUUUCGUCUGUAUGGAUCUAAUUUCCUUCUUCAAAUGUACUCAAAUGAGAGCCAUAAAUGGGAGAAUGUGUGUUCUCUUGGAUGGAAUAACAACCUCGGAAGACAAGCAUGUGAGGAGAUCGGAUACAGCAGGGAUACUUAUGUAGGCUACGAGGCAAUUUCCUCAAGAGCAUUACUAGACUACAUGAUGGUUAAUACAGAUUCUCUCAGCUCUUCCAACCUGAAUAUGUCCACACAAAGUUUUCUCACUAAAAGUUCAGACUGCCCAUCUAACAGUGUAGUGGCUCUCAAAUGUAUUGCAGGCGGAAUCUUCGCAGCAAUGAGAAGACUCUCCGCUCCCCUGCAGUACUCUGGUGAACAUCACUCCGCCUCGCCACUUGACGCUUCGCUGGUGAACGUGCCUCAGCAUCCUGAUUCCCCGCAGCGCUUCGAUUGUGGACGUAACAGCAGGAACCGUAUUGUGGGUGGAACCACAGUGACCUCUAAGGGGGUGUGGCCAUGGCAGGUCAGUCUGCAGAUUGCCAGAAGACAUUUGUGUGGAGGGUCUGUUAUCACCCCCUACUGGAUCCUCACAGCAGCUCACUGUGUUUAUGAGAAUUCAAAUCCAAGGCAAUGGACUGUGUAUGCUGGAUAUCUGACUCGUAUAGAGAUGCAGUUCGUGACCGGCAAUUCGGUAAACCGAAUUGUUAUGCACAAAUUUGACCCGAAAACUAACAACAAUGAUGUGGCUUUGAUGAAGCUAAACAGUCCGCUCAUGAUUUCAUCAAACAUUAGGCCAGUGUGUUUACCCAAUGCGGGCAUGUACUUCUCUGCUCCGAGACAGUGUUACAUCACAGGAUGGGGGUCACUGUAUAGUGGAGGAUCUGCUUCAGAAACUCUACAGGAAGCCAAAAUCGAGCUGAUUGACAGUACGACCUGUAAUAGUCGGCCGGUGUAUAACGGACAAAUCACAGACAACAUGAUCUGUGCUGGCAAGCUGGCUGGUGGAGUGGACUCCUGUCAGGGGGACAGUGGGGGUCCUCUGGUCAUACAGGAGAAUUCUCUAUGGUGGCUGCUCGGGGACACUAGCUGGGGUGAUGGAUGUGCUUUCAGAAAUAAGCCCGGAGUCUACGGAAAUGUGACCUACUUCCUUAACUGGAUAUAUGAACAAAUGCGGAAAUAUUAAUAAUAUUUAUAAAGAAGUUUCAAAGAGCGACUGAUCAAAACUACUUACACUCUGGGAGUUGGAGAUUUUCUAUGGUGCUCUCUUAUUUUAUUUUAUUAUUGUUUUCUUCGGGACCAUAAAUCUAAAAUAACCAAGUAUUUAUUUUCACUAGUACCAUAAAUUUAUGAAUUGCACAGUUUGCUACAAUAUGCACCUUGUUGUUGUUUUUUAAUGUACAUUUUGUAUAAAGAACACAUUUGUACAAACGAUUUAAUAAAAAUCUAGAACUGAGACUGAUGUCA